Molecule: messenger RNA, 1011 nt
Organism: Lichtheimia ornata
Lineage: Eukaryota; Fungi; Mucoromycota; Mucoromycetes; Mucorales; Lichtheimiaceae
Exons: 3
Coding region: 1-1011 (336 amino acids)
Biological process (GO): endonucleolytic cleavage in ITS1 to separate SSU-rRNA from 5.8S rRNA and LSU-rRNA from tricistronic rRNA transcript (SSU-rRNA, 5.8S rRNA, LSU-rRNA); small-subunit processome assembly; endonucleolytic cleavage to generate mature 5'-end of SSU-rRNA from (SSU-rRNA, 5.8S rRNA, LSU-rRNA)
Cellular component (GO): nucleolus
Molecular function (GO): RNA binding
Source: RefSeq, a predicted model, not a curated record
AUGGCUUUUGACGAAGAAACUAAACCUCACGAUUUGCUUGGCUUAAGUGAAGACGAAUCAUCAGUGUCUGACGAUAGCGAUCAAGAACAAAAUGAGCGACUUCCAGCACAUCACUUGCGUAAAGACAAAAACGUACGAAGUGUGUUGGACACUGCCGGUGACAAUACCGACGAGGAUGAGGACGACUCAGAUAGCGAGCAAGAAGAACGAGAUAUCAGUGACAGUGCUUCUAUCAGCUCACGAUAUGAUUCUGAGGAAGAGCAAGAGCAACAAUCAUCUGACAGCAAUACUAUGAACAAACCCGCUGGCAGUCGAGCGAACAAGAAGAACAAAUUAAAGAAGCUGACACCAGAAGAGCUCGAGAAAUUUGAAAAGGAGCAGAAACGAUCUGGUGUAUGCUACUUAUCUCGUAUUCCACCAUUCAUGACUCCACAGCAAGUAAAAAAACUAUUAAGCCAUUAUGCUGAAGUAGGGCGAGUGUUCUUCGAGACCGAAGAUGCACGGACUGCUGCACGACGCAAGAAAUAUACCAGGGAUCGACGUACUCGCUUUACAGAAGGCUGGGUCGAAUUCAAAGAUAAGAAGCGAGCCAAGACGUUAGCUGAAUUUCUCAACAUGCGACAAAUUGGUGGAAGACGACAGAGCCCUUAUUAUCAUGACACUUGGACAAUAAAGUAUCUCCCAAAGUUCAAAUGGCGUCAUCUUACAGAACAAAUGGCAUAUGAACGCAAAGCACGGGAGCAGCAGUUGCAGGCUGAGACUGCACAAGUCAAGCGUGAGAAUAAGGCAUAUCUCGAUAGUGUGGCUCGUGCCAAAAUGCACAAAAGUAUGGAAGAGCAAAAGCGCAAGCACGGUCAAGAUCAUCAAGAGGCCAAAAAGAUCCGCCGGACGUUUACUCAGAGAGAGAAGAAACAACGUGAAGUUACACUGGAUAGCAAAGAAAUGGAAAAGAGAGCUAUGGAUGGUAUUGAUAGCCAGGUUAAAAAUGUUCUUAGUAACAUCUUUGCAUAA